GGAAAUAGCACCAGCUCGAAUCUCAUAUUUUAUCUUAUCCCUAGUUGGUUUUGGCGUAGCAGACACUGACCCGCAGCGGAGAGCAUCGAACCUGUUGAUAUUGUACACUAUCUUGAUCAUCAUCCUGGCUACUUUGACCAUCGGCAGCGAUUUGUAUUACCAAUGGGGAAAUUUCGAUGUGACGCAUCACUGAAAUCAUUCGUUAAUUUAUACUCAUUGAUUUUUUUCUCCGCAGGCAAUGACCUACUCAGGUAUUACCAUGCUGACUAUUUUGAUAAUAACAAUAAAGUUUUACGCAGCACUGGUGAAUCGCACUUGGUAUGAGAAUCUUCUACGACUGGCACCGCAGGCAUUGUGGGGAGAUGUGGAGACUGAUUACGAUAAGGGAGUGAUGAAGAAAUGUGAAAAACAGGCUAUGAUUUUUGUAUGUGCUUUUGCUUCGCUCGCCGGUAGUUCUGGUUGCCUCUACAUCUCUGAACCUAUUAUCUUUAAUAUCCUGAAUAAUAUUACGAUACCAAAGGACCGAACGCUGAUCUUCAAGAUUUGGCAGGACUGGCCAGUCUACGAGACACCGAAUUACGAGAUCAUAUUCUUCAUUCAGGCACUCAUCACCACUCACUUGUGUGUUUUGUACUCUUGUUUCGAGAGUUUUCUCGUGCUCAUCAAUACCUUCAUCACCGGUCAUUUCACGAUUCUGAAAAACAGAAUGGAAUUUCUGUACAGUCACCAAAUCAUAACAAGAAUGAGAAGGAAUAGCGUGGAAGAAGCAGAGAAGGAUUCUCUAGCCGACGUUUCCCGAGAGUUCAGGAGCUGCAUUAGAAAGCAUCAAUUUUUGAUCGAGGUGAUAGAUCAGGUGGAAGGAUUGUACGCGAUAAUGAAUCUGGCUUCAGUCAUGGUUCACAGUAUCAUAAUCUGCCUGUGCGGUUAUCAAACAAUCAUGCCAGGCAAUCCCAUAUUGAGACGCAUAAAGUUUGGUAUCUACGUAACCGGAUGUCUCAGCCAACUCUUCUUCUUUGCAUUCACCUGUAACAAUCUCACGUUGGGCAGUAUGAGCGUCUCUGAUGGGCCCUACAACUCCAGCUGGUACAGUGGACAGUCCUCUCAGAAAGGUCGAUCACUCACGAAAGAUUAUGUAAUCAUGAUCAUGAGGGCCCAACGCCCAUGUCGCCUGACAGGCGCUGGUUUCUUCGACAUCACACUGGACACAGUUAAAUCGGUAAUAACCACUGCCUUCUCAUAUCUAACGUUGAUAAGACAAUCGGCGAGCUAAUCAUUCAUGGAAGACUGAUUAAUGUUGUUCAUGUUAUGUCCAAAUGAAUAAAAAUGUCUGAUAAGUUCUCA
Molecule: messenger RNA, 1341 nt
Organism: Fopius arisanus
Lineage: Eukaryota; Metazoa; Arthropoda; Insecta; Hymenoptera; Braconidae
Product: odorant receptor Or2-like
Exons: 5
Coding region: 239-1270 (343 amino acids)
Biological process (GO): detection of chemical stimulus involved in sensory perception of smell; sensory perception of smell
Cellular component (GO): plasma membrane
Molecular function (GO): olfactory receptor activity; odorant binding
Source: RefSeq, a predicted model, not a curated record